AUGGCAAAGCGCAAGCGGAGCCCUCCGCGGCAGGUCGAGGUCAAGCGUGAGGGUGUGGUGGACCUGAGUCACAUCAAGCCAAAGCUGCGACUGAGAGCUGCGGAUGCUGAGACGGGACAAGGAGAGCUGACGUUUCAGUUCCAGAAGACCCCUGUCAGCCCCACAAGGACCAUAGCAGAUGCCGAAGCAUUGUUGGCCACCCUUGCAAAGGAGACAUGCCACGGAGAUGCGACCCACGAGAACUGGAUGCGCCAGCCCCAGCGCCGAUGGUGCCAGCAGAUGGUCGCCGAGCUGCCCAAAGAACGGCGGCGGCGGCUGCGGCAGCGCUUCUACGACCUGAAGGACUCGACAGUGGUAGAGGAAGACUUCGCAAAUCGGUGGGGUGACACUUCAGACUUUGCCUCAACCGCUCUCGAGUACUGGUUGGAGAACAAGUCGCUCGAGGAUGUCCUGGCAAGAGCGAAAGAGCUGGGCCAGCUGGAGGAGGAUCUCUUCUUCGGCUGUUUCCUCCGCGGCCCUGCGAUUGACUCCUUCGCCUGGGCUGAGGACUUGGAAUUAGAGACUCUGCGGGGCCUGAUCAAGAAGAUCGAAGGCCCGGAGUCGUAUGUCUUUCAUACCCAGCCGUGGAACUGCUUUGAGCAGGCCGGCGAGAAUAUUCCAGUGCCCGAUCUGCAGCUGGAGGAUGGGCAGGGGUCCUUGAACACAAGGUGGGACUACGACGUGAAGGGGAAAGACAGGACGGACGUCGAAAUGUUAGACGACUAUCUUGUUCGUAUGCAAGCACUCGUGCAGAAUUCGGACUCGGUGAGGUUGAACAAGAUGCUGUACCUGAUUUGGAAGAUGCCGCACUACGUGACUUCCUACCAUCAGGACACGCAUGUCCCGCCGCACUUCACUGUCUACAAUCAGGUCUCCGGCGUAAGCGUUUUCCACUUCCUGCCGCCACUGGUUGGCUGCUACGUCACACAUGUGGGACGCCGGGACGUCAAAGCGCUCAAAGAGGUGCUAGAGAGACUGGAUGCAAUGCAGCUGGGAUCCGUGGCGGUGCUGGGUCCUGGACAGGUGGCCUUGAUCAGUCCGUUUGGGGCCCACGGCGUGUGGGUGCCCUCACAGGCCUACAACGAACAGCUGCCAAGCUUCACUGUGUCGGCCAUCCGCGCAGCAGAGCUGUAUAUGCACAAGCAGUUGAAGACUGUGAACUGCGAGCUGCGCCUUCCGACGUGGAACCACGCCUGGCCGGAGAACGAGCAGGACGAGGAAGACAUGGCCGCUUACCGCCAGGCACAACGUAUCCUGUGCCAGCAGCACAACCUCACGCAGAAGGACUGGAUCUGGCUGACCCAAAAGCAUCUCAAAGAGUUGCAGCAAUCACAGCGGCCCCGAUGGCUAAACUGA
Messenger RNA from Symbiodinium natans, 1395 nucleotides. Lineage: Eukaryota; Dinophyceae; Suessiales; Symbiodiniaceae. The record is from the annotation of a GenBank genome assembly.